AUGUGUCUCCCGAAAUUACGGAAUCCGUGUGUCGGUGGCGACCCGCUAAUUGAUCCCGAUAACGGCCAAUUCGUCUCCUGUGGACCACUAGCUGGCCAGUGCCCGUCUUCGCAUAAAUGCCAUCUGAGUCCACUGGGCGAGUACGCUGUUUGCUGUCCCAAACCACGUGAGACUUGCUUCAUGGAUGUCGAAGCUGGCAAGGGAAAACAGCAAGAGGAGAAAUGGUUCUUCAACCCUGUGGCAAACAAGUCGCUAUUCAAAUGCAUGUGUCCUGAGCCACCUUUGGACUUAGUCAAACUCUCGCUCCUGCUGACAAAAUGCGAAAAAAUGAAAGAAGCGAACAAGGACGCAUCCAUAAAGUACAAAAAAUCCAUGUUUAUUCCGAAUUGUGAUGAAAAAACCGGUGACUGGAAUCAAGUGCAGUGUAUGGACGAACUGGGUUUGUGCUGGUGUGUCGACACGGAAGGGAAACCCGUCAAGGGCACGAUGACGAGAGGAAUACCUCAAUGUUCCGCUCGUCGAUCUCGGAUGAUGCUGUUGACAAACAUCGUCGAAGACGGAAAGGACCUCGAGGCAGUGGAAAGUCAGAUGUCGGUAUCUGUUGUGCGCCCGGCUGCGAAACCUGGAGCGUGUCCCAACGUGGCAUCAGAUUCACUAGCCAACAAUUCCGCUGAUCAAUGUCCCGAUCGAUGUGCCUCCGACGCCGACUGUCCUUACAUACAAAAAUGCUGCGCGAGCAACUGUGGACUUCAGUGCCAGCCACCGGAUUUGGACGCUACAACCGAAGUGAACGUCACGAUCAAGCCAGGAUCCUGCCCAAGAGUGACAUCUGAUUCAAAUUUUCUGAAAUGCAUUCCGUCGCAGGAUUGCGAGUUCGACCCGGAUUGCCCGGGACAUUCAAAAUGCUGCUUCACUGGCUGUGGCAUGAAGUGCAUGAAUCCUAAAGUUUCGGUGAAAGUGAGUCCGAUCAUGCUCGUCACGCCACCACAAUGCGACAGAGACGGAUAUUACAUACCAACACAACGGCAAGGAGAACUGAGUUGGUGCGUCGAUUCGGAAGGUUAUCCAUUGCAUAGGACGAUGACUCGUGGUUAUGUCCAGUGUGAUAGACAAGGACGCAUAAUCAAGCGAGAGUCACUUGGCCCAGUUUGCCCGAAUGGAGGCAGCGAGCCGAAGGUGUGCCAUCAGGAAUGCCUCAGGGUGCGAUGCCCUGCUCACCCAGACGCCAUUUGUGUUGCUGACCCUUGCAACGAAUGCCGCAUCCGCUUCGUUUUACAAAAAUGCUGCGCGAGCAACUGUGGACUUCAGUGCCAGCCACCGGAUUUGGACGCUACAACCGAAGUGAACGUCACGAUCAAGCCAGGAUCCUGCCCAAGAGUGACAUCUGAUUCAAAUUUUCUGAAAUGCAUUCCGUCGCAGGAAUGUGAGUUCGACCCGGAUUGCCCGGGACAUUCAAAAUGCUGCUUCACUGGCUGUGGCAUGAAGUGCAUGAAUCCUAAAGUUUCGGUGAAAGUGAGUCCGAUCAUGCUCGUCACGCCACCACAAUGCGACAGAGACGGAUAUUACAUACCAACACAACGGCAAGGAGAACUGAGUUGGUGCGUCGAUUCGGAAGGUUAUCCAUUGCAUAGGACGAUGACUCGUGGUUAUGUCCAGUGUGAUAGACAAGGACGCAUAAUCAAGCGAGAGUCACUUGGCCCAGUUUGUCCGAAUGGAGGCAGCGAGCCGAAGGUGUGCCAUCAGGAAUGCCUCAGGGUGCGAUGCCCUGCUCACCCAGACGCCAUUUGUGUUGCUGACCCUUGCAACGAAUGCCGCAUCCGCUUCGUUUUACAAUCUGGAGAGGAAGUUCGUUGCGAAGAGAAGUGCAGCCAACCACGAUCCGUCGGAAACUGCAGAGCAGCCAUCGGCAGGUUUUACUUCAACCAAGAAGCGCAAGAAUGCCAACCUUUCUUGUACAGUGGAUGUGGUGCCAAUGACAACAAUUUCGGCACGAAAUCGGAAUGCGAAGAAGAAUGCAUUGAGAAUGUCGAAAUUUGUUUGCAACCGCGAAGAACCGGGAUUUGCAGAGCACACAUGACCAGGUGGUGGUACAACCCUGCAGCUCAACGUUGUCAAAUUUUCCAUUACGGAGGUUGCGACGGAAACAGGAACAACUUUGAAACGAAAGAAGCCUGUGAAAGCACAUGUCCUGACGUCGUCAUGUGCCCGAAGUGGUCAGCGGAAAACGUGAACGAACCCUGCAGCAGGCGGCAAGCUUGCGCCAACAUUUCCUGCACCCAGUUGCCAGAUUCUUACUGCAAAGUUGACCCUUGCACUUGCUCUGGAAUGCUGGUUGAUUACGCCGGAAACCCAGCAACGUGUCCCGAGACAACAGCUGACGCAUCGGAGACGUCCACGACGGAAACUGUUCGCGAGGAACCCGGCGAUUUUAUCGAUGACGCUGAGGAGUUCGACUCUGAAUUGUCUGUCAUGAAGGCAAACAUUAUCCCCAUGUGCGAAAAUGUUCGCAAGGAACGGGUAGACCUUAAAGCUGAGGAAAUCCCGGAAUGUGACGAGGAAGGGCACUUCAAGCCUACUCAGUGCUACAGGCGACCAGAAGGGGAAACCCCGAUUUGUUGGUGCGUGGACGACGCUGGGAAUCGGGUCACCAACGUUGUUGAGUUCCCUCGAGGCAAAUUUGAAUGCCAGCGAGUUCCGAUCGAGUCGGUGCUUGUGAAACUAGCUUUCGCCAAGGAAGAGGACGUUCCUGUCGAGUCUCACUCAAGCUUGAUCUCCGAAAUCGCUGAUAUUUUGAAAGACGUCCCUGAAAACGUUCCGAAAAAUGCGAUCAAUUUUAAGCAACAUCCUGGCGUGUUCAAUCUGGAAUUCGUCCUGGAAGGACCCAGAAAGCUCGACAUUGCUUACCAUCUUCAGCAGCUGGUAAAGAAUGGCGAAAUGUCGUUGCACUUGGGAGAAACCCCGAUGUUGGCGAACUCGAACCUGUCUGACUUCGUGCACAACGUAGAAGCGACACCUUUCGUGAACGAGAUCCCUCAGUUUUUCUCCACUGAGAACCAGCGCGAGGCAUUGUACGCCCCCGGGGCAAUCGAAGCACCGUACAUAAUCGUCAUAAUUGUGGCCUCAGCCCUCAUGCUGAUCGUUCUCGGAGCCCUGGGCAUCGCCAUGGUGGUGUAUCGUCGCAAAAUCACGGGAUCGUAUCCGAAAUCCGGGAAAACCUCGCCUUCGACGGCGAGCACCACGAGUACCAUCUCAAGCGUGUCCAGUGGUCUCACUGUCAACUCUCCGUUGUACGCGUAUGAGACCAAGAACCAGCUAGCCAGAAGAUUCGACGAUGAUUACAGCUAUGAACACGGGCGGAAAUUCUCCAUCACGUCCACUGAUGGUGGACCAUCAUUCACGCAUGAUUAUGAGAUCGUGACGGAUGCUGAUGGAAAAACAAACUCCGGCGGCUUACAUUGAUUUCAAUUCAGCGUCGUUCAAAUUAAUUCACCGAACGGUGACCCGAAACUGAAGGGACCAAUUCUGAAAUAGGAAUUUCACACCGUCCGUCAAUAUUAUAUCUCGUAGAAAAUGCCCAAUCUCUUUUUGAACAACUGUAGAAAAUUCGUAUCUUGCAGAUUCCAAGAGAAACGCUAACUACAGUCGAGUUAUUUUUUGUUGUCAUUCAUUUUUGAGUUACUCGUAACAUUCAUAAUUGCAUCCAGAGUUUUUUAUGACGUAUGAUGUGCUCUCGCAUUCAAUAUUCACAAAACCACGGAAAUAGGUUCCGAAUUUUGAUAAAAAAAAUUGCGGAUUGUGAAUGAACGAAGUUCGGGAUUUUAUUGUCUGUAAACAAAUCAGCAGCAGGUUUUCUAACUUGAAUAUAGGUUAUCUUGAGCUGGAUUAAGAGUUCGAAGAUUGGAAAAUUUUGAAUUUGCUUUGUAAUUCCUAAAUUUCAAGUUUUAUUUUGUUUCCGAAAAAUCUCCGAAAUUAUCUGGAGCAUUUCAGCAGCACCGUUUUUGAACACAGAAACGGAGGACGAGUCCUUACUAAUUGUCGAAUACAGAAUACUGUGAUGAGUUCUCCAGCAUUUUGACAUUGAAUAAUUCAAUGUACAAAACAUAAUCAGGAAAUUAGUCUGAUUUCAUUGAUGAAUUUCGUUGGAGGCAAAAAUGUACCAUAGCUUUCAAGGUCUUGGAAUUUCUGAAGGUUACUGUGUCAGGAUAAAUUCUUGGGAAAUGGUGCACGUCAGAUUUUGAAAACAAAUUCUUUUGAAGCAAUCCCGAUUCAGCGAUUUUGAAUCUCGUCAUUCACAGAAAUUGCUCUUCUUCGUUAUUAUCUUGGCAUGCGGUGUGAAAUUACUAUGCAAGAUGCGUUCAUUUUGGUUUUCCUUGCAAGCUUAUCAAGCGGUUUUCCGGGUCUGAUCCCAGUGAAAGCACCGCAAUGAAGCGCAACUUCGCGGUAAAGUCGCCUUUGAAAAAGACAAUUCCUUUGAAACCCGACGAAAAAUGUUCCUUGUGAUUUUGGGAGUAGCAGAAAGAAAUUUCGGGGACAAAAGAACUCCUGGCGUCGGAGUUUUACACAUUUAAAGUGCCUUGUUGAUCGCAAGAAAACGAGAGAUGGUCCAUAAGUUGUCAGACUCGUACAUUAACUGUCCUUUCAGAUAUUCGCAAUCUUUGUCUAGCAGCAGUCAAGCGUAUUUGCGAAAAUAUUUUUGCCGAGAGAUCAGAAAUGAAGCUUGAAAUAUGUCCAUCGCGCGUGUCCAUAAUGGCUGACAUGCGUUAGAUUUAUCCCUUGAAAAUUACUUCAAUUAAAUCGACAGAACUGUUGAGGUUAUUAGAGUGAAAUAACGUUUUAAUUGAAUCAUGAUAAGUGUAGAAAGUUAUGGAUCAUCCCUCGUGAAUUCAGAAGCGACUCACGCUAUAUGUAAACCGGUCAAGUGCGCCCGAGUUGAACCUCGUUUUCCGGACAAACAAACAACAAGAAAAAAAAGAGAGAAAAACGGCCUUUCUCGGUAUUAAGUUGUGAUAGCCCUCAUUGAUUUUGCUUUUCUGGAGCGAAUAUUUUAUUUUAUUUUUCAGGGGUAAGUGUGUCGAGCGAGUCUUCGUCGGCCGCCCUUCGGUUUCCUAUCGUGAAAUCUCACCUCUUUUUCCUGGCCGCGAGAUUGAACUCACAUUUGUGUUCCUGAGCCACCGCCUCGGAAUCCGCGAUGUUGAUCGCUCGCGACAGUAAUUGAUCGCUUGUCGUAAUGCAUUCGAAACUCUUGUACCCACAGGGUUUAUUUAUGACGGGCUCACGCGGAACCCCGACCGACUCUCGCUCACCCACUGUCCCCACUGUUACCAAAAUUUUUUUUAUGCUUCCUUAAAACGCGGUGGUCGCUGAUGUCGCAUGAUUUCUCCUGCUCGUCUUCGCAUGCAGUCGGGCUUCGAAAUCUCGUUUUUUGUUUUAGCGUAGUGAUUUCAUGUUUUGUGUUGCUCGCAGGCAGCAGUGGCCAUUUCAAGUGAAGGUUCAUCUAUAUACAGGCUCCUUGGUAUUUUUUUUUGUUUUGCUCCCUUGCGCGAAGUGUAGAUAAGUCGUAGCAUCGGUGACUGAACGCGCAAACGUCACCAAUUUUCCCAGCAAUCUAGUGACGCUACAGUUGACGUACGAUGCUUCGGAAAUGAAACUGUCGGCGAACAGCCGCAUGAGUUUCUCCUCGCUUUUGUUGUUUUUUUUUUCUUUCGGCGACGCUUCUUUUUGCAAAUACAAAUGCUUGAGUAAAACGUGCAGUGAAAUUGUGGAAGAACGCGAUACCAUUUUGUAAAAACAA
This is a messenger RNA of Notodromas monacha, 5791 nucleotides long. The record is from the annotation of a GenBank genome assembly. NCBI's taxonomy places the organism in Eukaryota, Metazoa, Arthropoda, Ostracoda, Podocopida, Cyprididae.